Molecule: messenger RNA, 3110 nt
Organism: Oncorhynchus keta (chum salmon)
Lineage: Eukaryota; Metazoa; Chordata; Actinopteri; Salmoniformes; Salmonidae
Product: GMP reductase 2
Exons: 10
Coding region: 197-1243 (348 amino acids)
Biological process (GO): nucleotide metabolic process
Cellular component (GO): GMP reductase complex
Molecular function (GO): GMP reductase activity
Source: RefSeq, a predicted model, not a curated record
AAAAUAUCACAGAUAGCCGAAUAAUAGAACUACAAUAAUGGCUUUACAGUAAAGACCCGUCCUCUUAAACAUUCAUGCCUCGCAUUUGUAGCGGAAACAGUGCUGGUGAAAUAAGAUAUCUUUCUCGCGCAUUUCAUAACGACAGAGCAGAAAAAGAUACAACGUGUCCAUACUACAGAUACUACCAGCAGCAGAAAUGCCUCGCAUUGAGAAUGACAUCAAGUUGGACUUCAAGGACGUACUUCUCCGUCCGAAACGAAGCACACUCAAGUCCCGUAGUGAGGUGGACCUGAUGAGAUGUUACACCUUCAGGAACUCAAAGGGAAGCUACAGAGGAAUCCCCAUUGUUGCAGCCAACAUGGACACUGUCGGCACCUUCGAGAUGGCUCUGGCUUUGUCCAAGUUCACACUCUUCACUGCCAUUCACAAGCACUAUUCAGUAGAUGACUGGAAGGAGUUUGCAACAAAGAAUCCAGAAUGUGUACCGUGUAUGGCAGUCAGCACAGGGACAGGCGAAGGGGACUUUGAAAGGCUGGGUGAGAUCAUAGCUGCUGUGCCUCAGCUCCAGUACAUCUGUGUGGAUGUGGCCAAUGGCUACUCUGAGCACUUUGUCCACUUUGUUAAAGACGUGCGCCUGAAGUACCCGACACACACCAUCAUGGCGGGGAAUGUGGUUACCGGGGAGAUGGUGGAGGAGCUGAUCCUCGCUGGGGCUGACAUCAUCAAAGUGGGCAUCGGACCAGGCUCUGUGUGCACCACCCGUAAGAAAACAGGGGUGGGUUAUCCCCAGCUGAGCGCUGUGAUAGAGUGUGCAGAUGCUGCCCACGGCCUGGGCGGACACAUCAUCUCUGAUGGUGGAUGCACUUGCCCUGGUGACGUUUCCAAGGCUUUUGGUGCUGGGGCGGACUUUGUGAUGCUGGGCGGGAUGCUGGCCGGCCACUCAGAGAGCGGGGGCGAGGUCAUCGAGAAGAACGGGAAGAAGUACAAGCUGUUCUACGGCAUGAGCUCCGACACGGCCAUGAAGAGACACGCCGGGGGUGUGGCCGAGUACAGGGCAUCUGAAGGGAAGACGGUAGAGGUAGUCUACAAGGGUCCCGUGGACGUGACCAUACGGGAUGUCCUGGGUGGGGUACGCUCCACCUGUACCUACGUGGGUGCAGGGAAGCUCAAGGAGCUCAGCCGCAGGACCACCUUCAUCAGGGUCACCCAGCAGCUCAACACCGUCUUUGGGAACGAUAACUAGGCGAGGCCCAGGCUGGUUCACACACACAUAUACACACAUAUACACACACCAUACCGUUGAUAGUAAGAAUCAGUCAGUUGAGAAACUUAAACCUGUAUACAUCCCUUAGCCGUGGUAUAUUGGCCAUAUACCACAAACCCUCUAGGUGCCUUAUUGCUAUUAUAAACUGAUUACCAACCUAAUUAGAGCAGUAAAAAUAAACAUUUUGUCAUACCAAUCAGCAUUCAGGGCUCGAAUCCACCCAGUUCAUAAUUCAACUUUAAACAUAUUUGACUUAUUCUAACCUGCCAUAAAUGUACAUUUCUUGGUAAGAAGUGAACUGAGGGCACUUCAGGACGUAUUUCCAGGUUUUUCGUUUGUCAUAUUGCUCAAUCAUUCCCAUUCCGCUCUGGGGGCGGUGAGUACAGGCUUCUCUCUAUGUCCAAUAUUAUUUAACAUGUCCUAUCAUUUCACAUGAUCUUGCGCUCUCUCUCUCUCUCUUUACCUCUCAAUCCCCCAUUUUCCUAACACUUCUAUGCACAUCCCUGUUUUUCAAGACAUCUCAUCGCCAUGCUGUUUGAAAACCAUAUGCCAUAAAUGAAUAUACAGUAUUUCACGGUAUGAAGUAUGUACUAUAUUGAGAUUGCAAGCAUUAAAAACAUCUGCUUUUAUUAUUUUAGAUAUAGUCAACUAAUUCUGAGUCAAGUGGACAUACAUACAGUGAAGAGAUUCAGAUGUUCAUAAUAAUAACCAAUACUGCCGAUUUUAAAAUAUUUUAGAUUAUUUUAUCCUUUUCAAAAUAACUUAAAUAUAUAUUGCACUUAAUGAUUUGCAAUGGUGUAGUAUUCCAGUCGUUUUCCCCAUAGAAAGUUAUUUUUUCUGCUAUUCUCGUGCGGACCAAAUAUUAAGGCGAGGAGGAAAUAGAUACUGAAUGAAAAUACUGACAAACAGGUGUUUCGUGUGCUGUACAGCUACAGCAGCAACUCGGUCAGUGAAAUGACACACCGCAUGUUGACGGGAAACUGUUGUGGAAUACAAAAUAUAGAGUUGCAAAAUUCCUGUAACUUUCCCAAAAUUCCCAGGUUUUCCAGAAGUCCUGAGUGGAACUUGGAUGAUUCCCAGAAUAUGGCAGAAAAAGCAAGAAAUCCAGCAAACCCCCAACCAGGAUUUCUGGAGAACUUGGGAAUUUUGGGAAAGGAACCGGGAUUUUGCAACCCUAAUUCAAAGUAUUGUAGCGACCUUAACACAACACCAAGUGACCUCGUCAAGAGGUUCGGACUUCUUAGCUUAAUGGUUAAGGUGUUGGCUUGACAGUCACUGGACAUGGUUCCAGUCCUUGUCAGGGCUCCCUCAUGAAUUCGCUACAGUAUGUAUUGAUGCUAAGGAAGGCAGGACAGCUUUGAUUGUUAACUCGAUUUAAUGUUAAUUUCUCGCUUUUGUCAAUUAGACUAGAUAGAAUUUCCAUUCAAUCAGUAUUCACAUUAUUACUUCCCUGGAUAUUCAGUUACUUUGCUAGAAUGUUGUCUAUGCAUUAUUAUUUUAAGGUGUGCAACUGACUAGUUUUCAUUAUGUCUGUAUAUUUACUUUACUUCAUAGUGUUUUCCAGGAUGAUUCCUUUUCAUAUAUUUUGGUAUUAGUCAAACAUGUCAUGCCGUUUUUAAGGCCACAUUUUUUGUUGUUUCAGUCUUGUCAGUUCUGACCAGUCAGAUAAACACUCCAAACAGCCUACCCGACCGCUCGGGGUCGUCCACAUGGUCAUAAAGCACACCGUUGCCUUGUUUUGUAUCACAUUCCAAUAAUAAAACUGAAAAUGCAAUUUCAGAAUGACAUGUCCGCCCCAGUGAAAGUCGCGCCCCUGGUUCUGACCAAUAAAGAGCAUUCCAUAUGA